Molecule: messenger RNA, 1872 nt
Organism: Amblyraja radiata (thorny skate)
Lineage: Eukaryota; Metazoa; Chordata; Chondrichthyes; Rajiformes; Rajidae
Gene: r3hcc1
Product: R3H domain and coiled-coil containing 1
Exons: 9
Molecular function (GO): nucleic acid binding
Source: RefSeq, a predicted model, not a curated record
CGUUGGCUCAAACUGGCGCUGUUCCGUCUGGAUGGAGUUUACCUCUCCAAGCAAGAGGCCGAAUUUGCAGAUAAAAUAUCCGAAGAGCUGGAAUGCCUUCUUUCACAAGCCGUUCAUGAUCCAAAAAAGGUGCUGCUAUUCCCACCACUACCAAGUCGUUUGCGUUACCUGAUACAUCGGAUUGUGGAAAACUUUGACACUCUGAGUAGCUUCUCAGUUGGGGAAGGAGAUGGGCGGAGGACUGCUGUAUGCCUGGCUGAAAUGAGGUCACAGGCUCUGGAUGAGAACGAGAGCAGUGUGGGUAAACAAUGGAAAAGCAAAGAUGAGUUGAGAGAGACGUGUGGACCUCUUCAUGAUGGGGCUUCAAGGAACCCAAACCUUGCUCCUGGUAACGACAUAUCUGAGAACAAGCCUGACAAAGACAACCAUGCGCAUUGCCAGAACAGGGGGGAGAUGAGAAGAGAUGCCAGGUUCAAUUACAAAAGGGAUGGAAGGUACAGGAAACCCAAAAGCAGCAGGAACAAGGAUGGAAGAGAGCCAAGAAGGGGUGAAGAGGAGAGGGACCAAACGUAUGGACAUGCUUUUGAAGAUGAACAGCUCUGCUCGCUCACUGGUGGGAAUGUGGUUCAUGCAGAGGAAGGGAGGAAAUACACGGUCUCAAACCUGCAGCAUGAAGACAAGGCCCAAACAAACACACCCACUGAAGACCUGGAAGUUGGUACAACAGUGAAUGAAAAUCUUGAUGAAGCAAAAGAAAAGGAAGGCCCAAGUUCAGAUUCUGAGAUGAAUCACUCGCCUAAUGAGAAAAGAGCAGAGAAUAGUCAACCAAAAUUGCUGGAAGAUGCCAAUCCCUUGGUGAAGGAUGAUGAUACACCUCAGGCAUCAGUGCACACAGUAAAGAUAUCGGAAGCUGUUGGGUCCAGCCCAAAGGCAGAGAUUAAUCUUCAGUGUGAAGAUCAAGCUGUGAAUUGUGACCAGUCCCAGAUGAGUAGCAUUGUAGACCAGGCUUCUACAGAGAGCGAGCACAUCCCGAUCAACAUUCCAAGGAGCCCAGAGAAGAGUAACAACGUUGACAAUGAGACGGACUUGUUGAAGUCUGGCGAUUCCAAGGCAGAGGAAGAGGUUGGAGUGAAGACUGAGGAAAUUGGCGAACAUCCUCAAAAUCCUAAUGGAGAUCUGCUCAAAGAGCUUUCGUCCUGCGUGUUGGAGAGCAACAUCAGCAUUGAGCACCCUCAGUCUGACUAUUCCACUUACCUCUUGGGGGAACCGCAGACAUACGAUGUGGAUUUUGGACACAUCAUUGAAAUUUAUGACUUCCCACCGCACGUGAAAACCGAAGACAUUCAAGAGGCAUUUGCCAGCUUUCGUGAAAAAGGCUUCAGAAUAAAAUGGGUGGAUAAUUCUCAUGCUUUGGGAAUAUUUUCAAGUCCAGAUGCAGCCUCUGAGGCUCUGACCAUUAGCCACGAACUGUUCAAAACACAGCCUUUGUCUCAAGCAACAAAACAGUCAAAACUGAAGGUUUCCAGAUGUUCAGAGUUCCUGCAGCCAGUGAAAGAGAGGGCACAGGUCAACACUGCCAUUGCCAAGCGUUUGGUCAGCAGGGCACUCGGGUUCCAAACCACUGAACGCAAAGUGUGGCCUGAUUCCAAGCCCAGAAAUCUGAAGGAAAAUAAAGAGCCACCGCACAAGACUGAAGAAGAUGCAGACAACACACUGAAUUCCGGCUCUGAUCAAAUUUGAAACACAAGGUCUGGACAAAGUCUACGGUGAAGAAGAUGCCGUGUGGAUAGUUCACAUUGAAGAACUGCUGUGUCUUUUGUAACAAUAGACUGUGUACUUUGAAGCUGGAUUAAAAGUUACUUUGGGCUGGAG